CGGUCCCUGGCACACGCCUGGCACUGCUCUGCUGCCGGGGUUAUUGGUCUAAAAUAGGCCCAUGGUUCUGGCUUGCAGGCAAUGACUGGUCUGGGCUACUCGGCCAUUGAACAUCUCCUGAGCUGCUGGACCAGGCAGGCUUGUCCCUGGAGGCCAAGAGUUAAUCUAAAGUGCCCCCCACUGAGGGUGCUUUCCCUGGGGGCCUGGUGGGUCCAGGGGGCAGCUGGGUGGGAUGGAGCGUGAUGGGCUCGGCCUAGCCUGGCACUCUGAGCGUCUCUGCGCCACCCCCUUCAGGCACCAUGGAAUGCCACACAGAGGAGAAGGCCAACAAGAUCAAGGCGGACUACGAGAAGCGGCUGAAGGAGAUGAAUCGGGACCUGCAGAAGCUGCAGGCAGCCCAGAAGGAAUGUGCUCGCCUGCUCAAGAACCAGUCGCGCUAUGAGCGGGAGCUCAAGAAGCUGCAGGCUGAGGUGGCAGAGAUGAAGAAGGCAAAGGUGGCACUGAUGAAGCAGAUGCGGGAGGAGCAGCAGCGGAGGCGGCUGGUGGAGACCAAGCGGAAUCGGGAGAUCGCCCAGCUGAAGAAGGAGCAGCGCAGGCAGGAGUUUCAGAUCCGGGCGCUGGAGUCUCAGAAGCGGCAGCAGGAAAUCGUGCUGCGAAGGAAAACCCAGGAGGUCUCUGCUCUGCGCCGCCUGGCCAAGCCCAUGUCGGACCGGGUCUCUGGGAGGCUGAGUCAGAAGCCAGCCAUGCUGGACUCUGGUGCGGAGGGUCCGCCAGCACCACCUCCUCGGAACCGGAGUUCGGCUCUCGCUCGGUCUCCAGCAUCGUGCGCCAGUGGAACCGGAAAAUCGACCACUUCCUGGAAGACCCUUUGCCCUCCAUGAAUGGGGCUCGGCCCAUCAGGAAGAAGUUCCCAAAGAAGGGGAUGAGCCAGACCUUCAGCAAGGCAGCCCGGCUCAAGUGGCAGUUGCUGGAGCGGCGCAUCUUUG
This is a messenger RNA of Malaclemys terrapin pileata, 986 nucleotides long. Its product is annotated as kinesin-like protein KIF21B. Gene Ontology annotation, molecular function: microtubule motor activity. The record is from RefSeq and is a predicted model, not a curated record. Bases 300 to 881 code for a protein of 193 amino acids. The transcript has 5 exons. Lineage: Eukaryota; Metazoa; Chordata; Testudines; Emydidae. Gene Ontology annotation, biological process: mitotic spindle organization; microtubule-based movement.